Plasmodium gallinaceum is the source of this 1506-nucleotide messenger RNA. RefSeq names its product RNA-binding protein, putative. Gene Ontology annotation, biological process: mRNA splicing, via spliceosome. NCBI's taxonomy places the organism in Eukaryota, Apicomplexa, Aconoidasida, Haemosporida, Plasmodiidae. Gene Ontology annotation, cellular component: U2-type spliceosomal complex; U2 snRNP. The record is from RefSeq and is a predicted model, not a curated record. Gene Ontology annotation, molecular function: RNA binding. The coding region runs from base 1 to 1506 and encodes 501 amino acids. The transcript is spliced from 8 exons.
AUGAAAGAAGUAAAUGAAACAAAACCUCAUCAUAUAACUAAGGACAAUACAGAUUUACUUAAUAUUGGAAAGGAAAAUGUAUUAAAUGACAAAAAGAUGAGUGAACCAAAUAAUUUAACUCAAAAUAAGGAAGAAAAUAAUUUAAUACAUGAUAAAAAGGAUUGUAAUAUAGAAAAAAAUGAUACAAGUAAUGAAUGGAUAAUUUACGUAAAUAAUAAUUCAUAUGGGCCAUAUAAUUUUGAUCAAAUAAUUGAAUUAUGGAAUGAAAAUAGAAUUAAUUUAAUGACACCUAUAUAUAAAAAAGGAGAAAAUAAUUGGAAAUAUAUAUAUAAUGAUAAUAUAUUAAAAAAUUAUAUAUAUAAUAAGAAUAAGGAUGAAAAUAAUUUAAUAAAUUCUCAAAAUAAUUUUAAUUUAAUUAAUGAAAGCAAUGAAAAUAAUUCUAGUGAAUAUUUAAAUAGUAGUUCUAGCAAGAAUUUUAAUAUUAAUAAUAUUAAAGAUAAUAAUAAUAAUAAAAAUGAAAUUUUAAAUGAAAAAAUUACAUCAAACACAUUAGACUUAGAAAAAUUGAGAAAAAAAGAAAAAAAAAAAAAAUAUCUGGAAAGAAAAAAAAAAAAAAUUGAAGAAGGUUUAUGUGAUAGAAAAAUUAAAAAUAGUUCAAUUUAUAUAACUGGAUUACCUAAAGAUGUAACUAAAGAAGAAAUUCAUAAUGUAUUUAAAAAGGCAGGAAUAAUAAAAAUUGAUGCAGAAAGUACUGAACCCAAAAUAAAAAUAUACUACGAUGAAAAUAAUAAUAUAAAAGGAGAUGCACUAAUUACUUAUGUUUAUUCUCAAAGUGUUGAUAUAGCAAUUAAGUAUUUUGAUAAUUUUUAUUUUCGUCAAGAUUGUAUUAUUCAUGUAGAAAAAGCCCAAUUUAAUAAAAAAAAGCAAGUAGCUAAAAUAUCAAAGGAAGAAAUUUUAAAAAAAAAAAAAAAAAUCAAAGCUGCAAAAUAUGAACAAUUAAGGCUACAAAAGUGGGGAGAAUAUUACACUGGAACCAAAAAAAAAAUUGUCAUUUUUAGGAACGUUUUUUCAUAUGAAGAUGCAAUGAAAUAUGAUGAAGGAGAUCCUUUUUAUGAUUUUAUAAAAAAUUUGAUUGAAGCAGAAAUAAAAAAAUAUGUUCCUGUUCAUAAAGUUUACCCAAUACCGAAACAUCCCAAUGGAAUUGUUUGUGUUAAGUUUAAAGGAGUAGAGGAAGCAGAAAUGAUAGUAUCUUGCUUUAAGGAUAUUGUCCUAAAUGAUAAAAAACUAGAAGUAUAUUUUUAUGAUGGGAAGCAAGAUUUGAAAGUUCAGUGUCUAACUGUAGAGAAAAGUGGAAGAUUAAAUACAGAAAGUACUUCUGAAAAUAAGGGUUUGGAUAAGAAUAUUGAUGGUAAUAAUCCUAUUUUAAUGGAUCAAAGUUUGAAGUCUUUUCAUGAAUGGAUUGAUAAUCAAAGUGAAGACGAAGAACAUGAAAUAAUGGUAGAAUAA